Molecule: messenger RNA, 1401 nt
Organism: Exophiala oligosperma
Lineage: Eukaryota; Fungi; Ascomycota; Eurotiomycetes; Chaetothyriales; Herpotrichiellaceae
Exons: 2
Coding region: 205-1122 (305 amino acids)
Source: RefSeq, a predicted model, not a curated record
AGCCUCAAGGGCGUCGCAUAAACACAGACAGAAUCGACAUCAUGUUGGAAAUUCGCCACGGACGUGCCAGUCUUUGCACAAUGUUUGCCGCGUCCAACACUGACGUCAAUCAUCUCGCUUGCGCUGCGCCAAAGAAUUACAGCACCGACUUCUCUGUUCAACCAUCUCUGCAAGAAUUCCCUAACACGACUAAUUGUCCUCAUCAUGACGACUCGUAAUAUAUUGAUUACAGGUGCUACAGGGAAGCAAGGUGGCUCAGCCAUCAAAGCUCUCCUGGAUAAUCCUCCGCCCUUCGACUUCCGCAUACUCGCUGUCACGCGCAAAAGCACCUCUAAAGCCGCAAAGGCCCUCGCUGCAAAUUCCAAGAUUGAAUUAAUCGAAGGCGAUUUACACGAUCCUCAAGCUAUUUUUGAAAAGGCAGGAGGGGUAGGAGCCGUAUGGGGUGUGUUCUGUGUGACAAUCCCAUCGAUGAAGAAGGGGGAUGAGCAGCUUGAGAUGGCACGAGGGAAGAAACUGAUCGAUGCUGCCAUGAUGCACGAUGUUAAACACUUUGUUCUCUCUUCCGUAGAUCGCGGAGGACCUGGAAAAUCAGAUUUUAAUGCUACGGAUGUCCCACACUUUGUCACGAAGUACUGGACCGAGAAACAUUUGAUUGAGAAUACCCGAGGCAAGAACAUGACUUAUACUAUUCUGCGGCCGGUCGCGUUCAUGGAGAACCUCACACCGACCUUUCCGGGCAGAGUCUUUGCGGCGAUGUGGGCAAACAUGGGCGACAAGGCCUUACAGAUUGUGGCCACAAAAGACAUUGGCGUGUUUGCCGCAAAGGCAUUUACAGGCUCGGACACGGAGGAAUACAAAAAUACUGCAAUCAGUCUGGCAGGAGACACUCUCACGCAGUCGCAAGCCAACCAGAUUUUCUGGAGAGCUCUUGGACGGCCGAUGCCAGUCUCCUAUGGGUUCAUGGCCAGCUUGCUACAGUGGAUGGUACCCGAGUUAGGGACAAUGUUCCGCUGGUUCGUCGAACAUGGGUACGGUGCUGACGAGGUUCAGUGUCGCAAGCUAAACAAGGAUAUGCUGAAUUUCGAAAGUUGGAUGAUCCAGGAAAGCGGAUUCAAGAGGUAAGGUGGAGAGUCGUUUGAUGCGCUGGAUCAUCGCAUGACAGUUGUGUCGAACACACAAUACUCCGCUCCGAUAUACCUCUUCUUGCCCGACUUGCUCGCGGCUUCGAGCAACAGUCAGGGUCAAUUUGUACAUAUAUAACACGUGAGACGGCACCAUUCGCUAUUGAAUAGCACGUUGUUCAGACCUGAUAUUGAGCACACCAUAUUCUGCUCAGAUCUAGAUACCUCGAAUCUUGCAUCCUUUGCUGCAUCAUCAGCCGAGAUCUACGUCACUGUUGAG